Phoenix dactylifera (date palm) is the source of this 1928-nucleotide messenger RNA. RefSeq names its product Pectin lyase-like superfamily protein. Gene Ontology annotation, molecular function: polygalacturonase activity. Lineage: Eukaryota; Viridiplantae; Streptophyta; Magnoliopsida; Arecales; Arecaceae. The record is from RefSeq and is a predicted model, not a curated record. Gene Ontology annotation, biological process: carbohydrate metabolic process.
UCCAAAUCCUUAUCUAUAUUCCUUCCUUCUGUCCGGAUCGACCUCUCCUGUCCGAGAUCUUUACGUCGACCUAAAUUUCACCUCUUUUGGUGGGGGUUGAUUGGGAUAAUUGUGGAGAUUGGGAUGUUCUCCUUCCACAAACUCCGGCGGUGGCUGCCGGGGUUCUUCUCGACCCACAGGACCCUCUUUUUGGUGCUCUGGAUCGUGGGAUUCGCGACGGUGUUCCUAUGGCAGAGCAGCUCCGUCGACGGGAUCCGGUUCUUCCGGCGGGCGCUGCCGGUAGUGGCGGCGCCGAAGCUCCGGCCGGUGUCGUACAAUAUAACGGAUUUUGGUGGGGUUGGGGAUGGAGUGACGCUGAAUACUGAGGCAUUUGAGCGCGCGGUGGCGGCGAUCGCGAGGCUCGGAAGGAGGGGCGGCGGGCAGCUCAAUGUGCCGCCUGGAGUCUGGCUUACGGCGCCGUUCAACCUCACUAGCCAUAUGACUCUCUUUCUUGCAGAAGGUGCCGAGAUUCGUGGUAUUGAGGAUGAGAGAUAUUGGCCAUUGAUGCCUCCAUUGCCAUCAUAUGGAUUUGGGAGGGAACAGAAGGGACCUCGAUACGGGAGUCUGAUCCAUGGCCAGAAUCUGAAGGAUUUGGUUAUAACAGGACACAACGGUACCAUAAAUGGACAAGGUCAAGCAUGGUGGACAAAAUAUCUCAAAAGACUUCUCAACAACACUAGAGGGCCUCUUGUGCAGAUCAUGUGGUCCAAAGACAUAAUUAUUUCAAACAUAACUCUGCGCAAUUCUCCUUUCUGGACGCUCCAUCCCUUCGACUGCAAGAAUGUAACUGUCACAAAUGUUACCAUCUUGGCUCCUGUUACUGGAGCUCCAAACACAGAUGGAAUAGAUCCAGAUUCAUGUGAGGAUAUGGUGAUAGAGAACUGUUACAUAUGCGUAGGUGAUGAUGGAAUAGCCAUAAAGAGUGGUUGGGAUCAGUAUGGAAUUGCAUAUGGGCGUCCAUCUACUAACAUUUUAAUCCGCAAUCUCACUGUUCGCUCUGUGGUGAGUGCUGGAGUAUCAAUAGGCAGUGAGAUGUCUGGAGGUGUUUCAAAUGUUACCGUGGAAAACCUUAAUGUCUGGGAGUCAAGGCGGGGCAUCAGAAUAAAGACUGCCCCUGGGAGGGGGGGCUACAUCCGCAACAUAUCCUACCACAACGUGACCCUUGAUAAUGUCCGUGUUGGCAUCGUGAUUAAGACUGACUAUAAUGAGCACCCUGAUAAAGGCUUUGAUCCCAGGGCUGUUCCCCUUAUCGAGAACAUAUCCUUCAGUCAGAUUCACGGACAGGGAGUCCGCGUCCCAGUUCGGAUCCAUGGCAGUGAGGACAUCCCGGUCAAGCGUGUCAGCUUCCGUAACAUGUCAGUGGGUAUAACUUACAAGAAGAAGCACAUCUUCCAGUGCUCGUUUGUUCAGGGACGUGUGAUUGGGUCCAUCUUCCCUGCGCCAUGUGAGAACCUCGACGUUUACGAUGAGCAGGGGCAGCUGGUGAGGCGAUCAGUGUCACAGAACAGCACCGACGUUGACUAUGAUAUUUGAAAAAAUUUGUCAAGCAUCUACUGCCAAGUUUUACUUCUCCCCCUUGUUUUUGUUUUCCCUUUUCUGGGGGGCUUGUACAUACAGAGUUCUCAUUGGUUAUUUAUAUUUUUGGAAUGUCAAGAAAUAAGCAUGGUCAUUUCAUGGUCUUGCAGCAGGUUGUUCUCUGCCCUCAAAAUUCUUGAAUAGUUAAUUUUAUAGAUGAUAUUCACAGCAGAGAACUUACAGGAUUUGAAGCUGAAAUUUGGAAGUGCAGGAGAGAUUCUCUUAUUCCUUGUAUUUGUAUUUCCUCCAACCAAUGAAAGGAUACCUGGUUGUAUCAUAGUUUCAAUUUGCAAAUGGCAAGUACUUCAAUAGUA